AUGGAAUGGACACCUGGGGGACGCCGAUACAACGAAGAACGCUUCUUUUCAGUGACAGAUGGAAAUCGAAAGAAGCGCCGUGGACACGACGGAUUUCCUAUCCCGUCUACCAACGAAUACUGUGCGAAUCGAUGGACCUACAAAGAUUACACCGUCGCUGUGGUGUGCGCGUUGGGUUUUGAGAUGAGCGCAGUCCGCUACAUGCUUGACAAUGAACAUCCCCGUUUGCCCACCAAGCAAGGCGAUUCAAACCUAUAUGUCCUCGGCGAACUCAGCGGUCACAGUGUCGCGAUUGCCUGUCUGCCAGGUACACAAGGGAAAGGAGCCGCGGCAAUCGUUGCUAACAAUAUGCAACGCACGUUCCGAUCAAUCAAAUGGUGGCUUCUGGUGGGCAUCGGAGGUGGUGUGGCGAGCCCGACACACGACAUCCGCCUCGGCGAUAUUGUUGUGAGUAUGCCCGACAGUUCAUCUGGUGGAGUAGUCCAGUAUGACCUAGGGAAGGAUGUAGAGGAUGGCUUCACCCUUAAAGGAUUCCUCUGGCCACCCCCUGCCAUCUUGAGGAGCGCAGUGGAGUUGAUGCAAUCCGAUCACUUGACUAAAUCGAACAAAGUCAACACCUUCCUGUCGGAAAUGCUGCAAAAAUGGCCUCGCCUGGCAGCUUACCAACGGCCACCAGCAGAUUCCGAUGUCCUCUUCCAAGCGGAUUAUCCUCAUGUGCCUGGUCAGGCUACAUGCAGGAGUUGCGAAAGUACUCAGAUGGUUGAUCGGCCUGCACGUGGAUCUGAUAAUCCUAAGAUUCAUUACGGAUUGAUUGCGUCCGGGGACAGAGUCAUGAGGAGCGCUAGAAAGCGAAACAUGACGGGUCAAGGCAUUGGCGAUAUCCUCUGCUUCGAAAUGGAAGCAGCUGGCAUCAUGACGGAGUUUCCAUGCAUUGUCAUUCGCGGCAUCUCCGACUAUGCAGACUCUCACAAGAAUGAUAAAUGGCAGCACUAUGCGGCAGCGGCGGCAGCAGGGUGCGCGAAGGAGCUUCUUUCAUAUUUGAACCCAGAGGAUCGCCAAGUCCCGCCAAUCUUGACCCCUCGGCAGCCGUUGCACGGCGGGUUCAAUGUUAGUUGUGAGCUGCCUGGAAGUACCAACAUACCUAUACCUUGCGAGGGUUCCGCUGCCCAACGAAGCACGGUCUUAGGUCAGCAUCUGAGCGGUGGAAUCCUGCCUCUCAGUGAAGAGCGUAAACGGAUGCUUAUAGACUCAUUGAAAUUUGACCAGAUCGAUGCUCGCCAGAUGACCAUCAAAAAAGCACACGCAAAGACGUGCAGAUGGCUCCUUAAUAAGCCGGAGUACCGUGACUGGCUUGAUAACAAGAAGCUCGGCGAACAUCACGGCCUCUUGUGGAUGAAAGGGAAGCCUGGGACUGGCAAGUCAACAAUAAUGAAAUUUGCCCUUGCGGAUGCCCGGAAAACGAUGAAGGACACGAUAGUCAUGUCUUUCUUCUUCAACGCACGGGGAGAGGACUUGGAAAAGUCUACGUGUAUCUUCGACACUCCCGAGUUAAGGACGUGGAACAGCGGUGGACAUCGUCAGUGGGGUGUUGAGUUGCUGAAAGAUCUAUGCGAACAAGCAAUACUACGUCUUGAACAGUCUUCCCUGAUGUGUUUCAUUGACGCAUUAGACGAAUGUGCGGAACAUCAAGUGCGUGACAUGAUGUCCUUUUUUGAACAUGUCGGCGAACUCGCUGUUGAUGCUGGAAUUCGCUUCCGAGUCUUAUUUUCAAGCAGACACUACCCGUAUAUCACUAUAAAGAGAGGAAUGGAGCUGAUUCUAGAGGGCCAACCAGGCCACAUCCAAGACAUCACCGAUUACGUGAAUAGCGAGCUGAGAAUUGGGCACAGCAACCGCGCCAUGCAGAUCAGGAGUGAACUUCAGGAGAAAGCCUCUGGAGUUUUUAUGUGGGUUAUUCUCGUGGUGGAGAUACUCAAUAAGGAGUAUGAUCGAGGCCGUGUCCAUGCUCUUCAACAAAUACUCCACAGGCUCCCUGGCGACCUGCAUGACCUAUUCCGCGAUAUUCUAACCCGGGACAGCCAUAAUCGAAAUGAGUUACUGUUAUGCAUCCAAUGGGUGCUCUUCGCAAGACAGCCAUUGAAACCGGAGGAAUUGUACUUUGCCAUUCUUUCUGGCACUGAGCCAGGAGCCUUAACAGAGUGGAAUACCGAUGUGAUCACAAUUGACGUCAUCAGGAGAUUUAUUCUCGAUUCAUCCAAAGGACUGGCUGAAAUUACACGCUCCAUGGCUCCGACAGUCCAGUUCAUUCACGAGUCAGUUCGAGACUAUCUCCUCAAGGAAAACGGGCUCUGCAAGAUCCGGCCUGACUUUGGAAGCAACUUGCAAGGACAAAGCCAUGACCAACUUAAACACUGCUGCCUUACAUAUGUCAACGUCGAUGUCUCUAAACAUGUUGAUCUCAGCAAGCCACUAGCGAAAGCAUAUUCUAAGGAAGCUGCGAACCUCCGCGAGUCUGUUGCUAGAGCGUUUCCGUUCCUGGGGUAUGCCGUACGCAACGUGCUGUACCAUGCUGAUGCUGCUGAAGGUAGUGGUAUUGCUCAAGGAGAUUUUAUCCAGGGCUUUCAGCUUCCCUACUGGGUUCAACUCGACAAUCUAUUUGACGAACACGGAGUACACCAGCAUACACAAAAUGUGAGUCUACUGUAUAUCUUAGCGGAGGGCAAUUUGUCGAAUCUCAUCAGAGUUCACCCCGCUGUCCUAUCCUGUUUUGAAGUGGAAGAAGGAGAGUGCUACAAGUCUCCCUUUUUCGCGGCCCUUGCUACCGAAAACUGGAAAGCUCUCCAGUCACUUCUGCAAGCCUAUACGGCGAACAUGCACCCAGAAAGUCGACUGCGUCAGCUGUGCGACAAGUAUUGCCAGGGUGGAAGGAGACACAUUUACCUGGGACACAUUGACUUCUCAAACCACCGGACCGUCCUUAUACAUAUAGCAGGGCUUGACGAGGUGCUAUUUGCUUUUCUCCUUGAAACAAAGAAAUUUAUGCUGGACUCCAAGGACGAAUAUGGACAGACACUGCUGUCAUGGGCAGUAACGAUGGGAAAUGAGGCAUUAGCCAAGCUGCUACUGACAACAGAUCGCGUUGAUCCAAAUUCCAAGGAUUAUUCUGGGCGGACACCACUGUCAUGGGCAGUGACAACGGGAAAUGAGGCAAUAGCCAAGCUGCUACUGGCGACAGACCGCGUUGAUCCAGACUCUAAGGAUGUUUUUGGGCGGACACCACUGUCAUUAGCUGUGACAACGGGAAAUGAGGCAAUAGCCAAGCUGCUACUGGCGACAGACCGCGUUG
Messenger RNA from Aspergillus lentulus, 3346 nucleotides. Lineage: Eukaryota; Fungi; Ascomycota; Eurotiomycetes; Eurotiales; Aspergillaceae. The record is from RefSeq and is a predicted model, not a curated record.